This is a messenger RNA of Saccostrea cuccullata (small rock oyster), 784 nucleotides long. RefSeq lists its product as uncharacterized. Bases 20 to 478 code for a protein of 152 amino acids. The record is from RefSeq and is a predicted model, not a curated record. Lineage: Eukaryota; Metazoa; Mollusca; Bivalvia; Ostreida; Ostreidae. The transcript is spliced from 2 exons.
UUGUUGUCAAGAAAACAAAAUGGGUUUGUUCCAAAGUUGUUUGAGAAAAAAUAAUAAAGUUGGUAUUCUCUCUGACGAAGAGAAAGCCGCUUACAAAAAGAUCGAGGAGGUAAACAAAGAAAUGGAGCAAGAGAAGACUGACGUUCAAACCCUCCCAAUGAUGAUGUUUUGUGUUACUCCGGUGAAAGUCCAUGGGGAUACCAUUCAUAUUAAUGACGCUCCUCCAGAUGUAAUUAAGAAGGCUGAGUUGCUGAACUUUACUUACAAAUCAAGUGUGCCUAAGUUGCCGCCGAUUCCUGGACAAGUGAAGACAAUCCUGAUUCAGGAUCUAGAAGACGAGAACGAUUUCCUUAAAUGGGAAGAAGAAACCAAAAAAGUGCUUAUGGAGAAUGGUCCUCUGAAGAAGAACAAACAUAAGUUGACAGAACAAAGAAGAAGACAGCUUCUCCGAAGAACAUCUAGACAAGAAGUAAAUUAAAAGAAGCCAUUGUGAACAAAUGAGACAGAACAUAUCUGCUGCUGUUUUCUUAAACAGGAUGACUUUGAAAUUUGAACACUUCUGUUAAUUUGGUUUCAGUCGUGAAUAUCUUUGUCGAAGGAGGACUUCUAUAUAGGCUGGCUGUAAGCAGUUGCCUUAUAUACUUUAUACGACUGUUGUGAUUGUGCUUGUUCCUAUAUAUAUUUUCGUUGUUGAAAUUUUAAAGGAUGUGGAUAAUGGAUUAAUUUUUUUGGCUCGUUGUAAACUAAUAAUAAAAAUCCUUCUUUUUUUUGGCUUCAACAAUUU